Molecule: messenger RNA, 1866 nt
Organism: Bacillus rossius redtenbacheri
Lineage: Eukaryota; Metazoa; Arthropoda; Insecta; Phasmatodea; Bacillidae
Product: endo-polygalacturonase-like
Exons: 2
Coding region: 65-1294 (409 amino acids)
Biological process (GO): carbohydrate metabolic process
Molecular function (GO): polygalacturonase activity
Source: RefSeq, a predicted model, not a curated record
AACCUGUUCUAUUCUGGUGAGCUCAAUAUCUGUAGAACAAGUCCAAUAAGGGCUUUCCAACAACAUGCCACGUCAACCUUCAUUUGGCUUCAGUAUCACCUUCGUGAUCCUGGCCCUGGUCCACGGGGGACUGGCUCAGGAUCUGCGGAACGUGACUGAGCCCAAGAACCCUGAGACCUGCAUCUCCCUGAAGGCUAGCGGCGGAGACGACACAGAAGCCAUCCAGAACGCCCUCAACAACUGCACCCAGGGGAAGGCCGUGACUCUCUCCUCAGGUAACUUCAAUGCCGGGCACUUCAAGAUACCAUCCGGCGUGAGCCUUCUCGUGGACAGCAACGUGACCUUGAAGGCCAUACCUAAUCCGAGAAAAUACGGUCCUCAUACUUGUGGGACUCUGAACAGCGUUGGUGGUGGAUGCCGGCCUUUCAUCGAGAUAACUUCAGCCAAGGGAAGCGGCAUCUACGGCAAGGGCACAAUCGACGGUCAGGGCGACCAGAAACUGACCGGCAGAAACGACACGUGGUACGAUAUGAUAAUAGAGUCGAAUUCGACGAACCACCACAACAAUCCGAUACUCAUAAAGAUCAAGAACUCCGAAGACAUAACCCUGUACCAGAUCACGUUGAGGAACUCCCCCAGCUACCAUGUGACGGCCAGCAGCACGUUCGGGUUCACGGUGUGGGGCGUGACCAUCGAGGCCCCGGCGAGCGUGGGCAACACGGACGCCAUCGACCCGAUGGGCUGCCAGAACGUGACGAUCGCCCAUUGCAACAUCAGUGUCGGCGACGACAACGUGGCGGUCUCCGGAGAGCACGCCCCGGCGCGACACAUCUCCAUCCUGAGCAACUACUUCGGCUCAGGGAACGGCAUGUCCAUCGGCAGCGGCACCCGCAAGGGGGUCAGCGACGUGCUGGUCUCCGGGAUGACGCUGAGCAAGACCAUCAACGGACUGCACAUAAAGACCGGGCGCUCCGGCGGCGGCCUGGUCACCCGCGUCCGCUACGACGACAUCUGCGUGUAUGGGGCGGUGAAGCCCAUCGACUUCGACAUGAACUACUUCGGCAAGUCCUUUUCUCGCGACGCCGAGUUCCUCGACAUCAGCUUGAACAACGUGAGGAUGGUCACCAAGGGAUGGUUCAAGUUCCACGGCAGCCCCUCCCACCCGAUGAUGAUCACGGUCAACGACACGCACAUCGCCAAAGGCUCAAAGUGGCAAGCGCACGACGUCAACAUAACAGGAACUUUUUUGGUUGACGCUAAGGGUCACUGUGGGCGGGCAGGCAACAAAAUUUAGAGUACAUCACGUCUAUAAGCAGCCAUGUUAACACUAUAUCCGAAUCAAUCGCUGAAACAAGCAAUCUGAUGACGUUAUUUACUCCCACAAUUGCAGUUUGUUACUUUUUAAAACCAUACAACUUUAUUGAAUGUUAUAUAUGGAUAUUAUUUUUUUUUUUUUAGAUUUCAUUCAAGCGGUUGUGAUUUAAUACCACAUAAUUUAUAUUUUAUUGGGAUGACUAAUAUGAUAUUUAUACUAAAAUUUAAAGAUGUAGUAUUUGAGAUAUAUGUAUAAUUUAUUUUAUUCAACUUAAUUACAAACAGAAAAUGAAAUUAAUAGGUCCAGCAUGCUGUAUACAUAUUAUUACUACUUUGAAAAUGUUAAAAUUAACAGUGGCUGCAGCAUUAUAAUAUUAUACAUCAGUCAUAUGUUUGAGAUCGGGUGCAUUUUAUGAUAAUAUUUAUUAUAAUGAACAUUAAUGAUCAAAAUAUGGAACUUAAAGUGGAUGAACAAUUUUGAAAACAAAUAUGGGGAUGUUAAAACUGUUAUUAACUAAAUGUAGGCUAAAAUAAAACAAUAGUGAAUGAUUA